AUGGAAAGUUUUAUAGCUAUUACUAUUCAUUUUAUUGAUAAUCAAUGGAAAUUACAACAUUUUGUUUUAGAUAUUUUUCAAUUUAAAGGAUCUCAUACUAGACAAAAUAUUGCUGAUAAAAUAUAUAAUUUACUUGAAGAAUUUGAAAUAGAUACAAAAGUUAUUGCAUUAACUACUGAUAAUGCUCAUAUACUAAAUUUAGUUGUCUCAGCUAGAUUAAAAUUUUUAGAAACUCCAAUUAAAAAAUUACGAAAAUUAGUUAAAAUUAUUCAAAAAUCAACUAAAUAUCUUGAAUAUUUAGAAAAUAUUGUAAUUGUGAAAAAACAGUUUUUUUUAGUUCCUGUUUUAGACUGUAAAACCAGAUGGAAUUCUACAUAUUUUAUGCUUAAAAGAGCAUAUAAUAAAGAUUGGAUAAAAUUUAAAAACUUAAUUCAACUUUUAGAACAGUUUAAUGAAGCUACUAUUGAACUUUUAGCACAAUCAUAUCCAACAAUUGCAUAUGUACAAAUAAUUUUAUUAGCUCUUCGAAAAGAUUUAGAAUCUAACAAAUAUGAUAACUUUCAAUUAGAUAAUGUUAUUGAAGCUAUGCUAUCUAAAUAUAUUGAUAAAAAUUUUUGUUUUCCUAAUAUAACAAUUGAAGAAAUUUUAACACCAGUUCGAGAAAAAAUACAACAACAAUUACCUUUAAUAUCAUCUCAAUCUUCUAAAAAAAUAUCAAGUUUUUAUCAAAAAUUAAAAAAUAAUACUCAAGAAUUACAACUAUUAUUUGAAGAAGCAGAUGAAAUUAUAAAUCUUUUAGAUUGGUGGCAAACUCAUACAGCAGAAUAUCUAUCACUUUCUAAACUUGCACAAAAUUUUUUAUGUAUUCAAGCAAGUUCUGUUCUAUGUGAACAACUUUUUUCUAUUGCAAGUCAA
Messenger RNA from Scutellospora calospora, 915 nucleotides. The record is from the annotation of a GenBank genome assembly. NCBI's taxonomy places the organism in Eukaryota, Fungi, Glomeromycota, Glomeromycetes, Diversisporales, Gigasporaceae.